This is a messenger RNA of Aspergillus wentii DTO 134E9, 610 nucleotides long. Its product is annotated as mitochondrial 54S ribosomal protein bL33m. The record is from RefSeq and is a predicted model, not a curated record. Bases 101 to 256 code for a protein of 51 amino acids. NCBI's taxonomy places the organism in Eukaryota, Fungi, Ascomycota, Eurotiomycetes, Eurotiales, Aspergillaceae. Gene Ontology annotation, biological process: translation. The transcript has a single exon. Gene Ontology annotation, cellular component: ribosome; mitochondrion. Gene Ontology annotation, molecular function: structural constituent of ribosome.
ACACGGAAACCCAUCUGCCCAACCCGUGCAUCCCCGGUGUUUUUUUGAACCAACAGCAGCAAACUGACAUUCCACCUUCUCUAUAGCCAAGUCCCGUACCAUGUCGGUUCGUCUCGUCUCCAUGGCGUUGACCGGAUACUUCCGAACAAUGAUCCGGCCCCGUACCCAUCGUCCCCUCAGCAUGCUCAAAUACGACCCCGUCGUGAAGAAGAAGGUGCUCUUCCUCGAGGCAACUAAGGGUGGAAGAGCAAAAUAAACGGAAACUAUCUUCUCUCGAUGUUAUUUAUACGGUGAAAAUAUGAUUUGGGGAAUAAGAAAAGCGCGGCUCGGAGCAACAAGUGCUACCUACAACCUCGAAUGUGCUAUACGAUUCAACACUGGUUCAUAAGUCACAAUCGACGAUGAGCGCAGCAGCCAACUUCGAGCCCGUUACUUCGGCGAAUGAUCAUGUACAUUAGACAGGAUAGCAGCGUUGGCAUUAUGGGGAACUUUAUGGCGUUCUAUCAUCAUUGCUAAGCUGCAUACCUUUUUCCGGCUUUGCUUUUUGGCGUUUAGAGCAGUACAAUCUGGGUCAAUCAUAAUGUUCCAUAUAUACUUCAGUUACGCUACU